CGUCACCAAUUUGUAAGUAAAAAUAUUAAUUUAAUUUAACAAAAUUUUACAUUCUAACUUCCUAUCUCUAAAUUUGUAUAGGCGAACCCUGAUGAACAUGUUAUUGAUACUUGGAAAGAUAGCCAUUUGAGAAAAUCGACAAAAGUUUUUGUCAACGACACAGCUCGAGAAACUUUUGAAAAAAUGACGGAAGAGCUUGAGAGGGCACGACUUCAAAGUCAGUCUCAAGGACCGACGGAGGGAUCUGAAACUGGAUCUGCUGCUGAAUCCUCGUCGAUCGAUCAGUACGAGAUUAUGAGUAAAGUACUUGGGGAGAGGUCUGACUUUCAAAGAGGAGUAGGUUACAGCAAAGGCAAAGGGAAAAAAUCAGCUUCCAGCUCCACAAGUCAGUCACAGGCCCAACCUGUUCAUACACCUCAGGAAGACAUGGCUACUAUGGCGGAAAUGAUGAAGUCAAUGCGUGAAGAGAUCCGGAUGUUGAAAUCUCAACAAGGUCCAUCUGGUAAUCCUCAGCAUACCAGUACAGAAACUGAGUCGCGGUUUGAAAGCCUUCUCCAACGAUAUUUACCAUCACAACCUGAAGGUGGUAUAUCUUCUCAAAGUCCACCUCCUUGGUCGAUGCCACAACAACAACAACAACAUGUGUAUCCACCUCAACAGAAUUAUCCAAACACGUACGGACGUUCCUCCCAGUCCCCUCCUUUAUAUUACCCCGACGUCGCUACCGGAUCUCAGACGUCACAUCCUAGGCGUCGUGACUUCGGGGAUUCAUCGCAGCAGCAGCAUCCACAGCAGAUGUAUGGUCAAUUUGUGAGUCCGUCGCAGCAGCAGAGGUAUGGUCAGUUUGAGAGUUUUUUGCAUCAGUCUCCCUCGCCGCGACCACAUGCUCGACAAUUUAGACCAUCUUCGCAUCAUCACUCUACACAAGCACCACAGUUUGCUUCACCACCAUUGCCGCGCCCUAAUACUAGUGAUCAAGAUAUUGAUCUUAAUGAGUAUUUUACACCAAGUUGGCCAGAUCAAAACAAUAAUAAUUAG
This is a messenger RNA of Humulus lupulus (European hop), 1038 nucleotides long. Its product is annotated as vacuolar protein sorting-associated protein 27-like. The record is from RefSeq and is a predicted model, not a curated record. The transcript is spliced from 2 exons. Lineage: Eukaryota; Viridiplantae; Streptophyta; Magnoliopsida; Rosales; Cannabaceae. Bases 184 to 1038 code for a protein of 284 amino acids.